Alternaria arborescens is the source of this 366-nucleotide messenger RNA. RefSeq lists its product as hypothetical. The coding region runs from base 1 to 366 and encodes 121 amino acids. The transcript has 2 exons. The record is from RefSeq and is a predicted model, not a curated record. Lineage: Eukaryota; Fungi; Ascomycota; Dothideomycetes; Pleosporales; Pleosporaceae.
AUGAUCCGAUCCACAAGAACCCUUCGCUUCAGCGUCCCGUCCGCACGUCCUUUCUCCCUCUCCGCUUCAAGAAGGGUCGAGCAAUACCCGAACAACGCGAGCACCAACUCAAAGACCAAGACGGACAAGUACGAUAGCGACAGCCCUCACGCGGUACAAGAGAAGGUCAAGCAAGGAGACACACACAACGUUCAGGAGAGCAAUGCAAAGGCCGGAUUAGACAGCGCGCAAAAAGAGGGCAGCGGUGGUCAUGCGACUGAAGGAAGGGACUCGGCUGGCGGAAAGGAGAAGGCGAAGAAGGAGUUCCCUGAGGCGCCCGACCCAGCUAUUGGCAUGCAGGACGAGAGAGGUGGACGUGGUGCUUAG